Molecule: messenger RNA, 2041 nt
Organism: Chlorocebus sabaeus (green monkey)
Lineage: Eukaryota; Metazoa; Chordata; Mammalia; Primates; Cercopithecidae
Gene: IVD
Product: isovaleryl-CoA dehydrogenase
Biological process (GO): L-leucine catabolic process
Cellular component (GO): mitochondrion
Molecular function (GO): 3-methylbutanoyl-CoA dehydrogenase activity; flavin adenine dinucleotide binding
Source: RefSeq, a predicted model, not a curated record
GAUUGGCUGCUGCAGACCCACCCCCUCGUCGGUUUGCGGGUCGGCGAAGCCUGGAUUGGUGGAGCUAAGAGCUGGCUCAGCAGCAGCUCACGCUCUUGGUUCAGGGCAGAGAUGGCGGCUGCGACUCGGCUGCUGGGGUGGCGUGUGGCGAGCUGGAGGCUGCGGCCGCCGCUUGCCGGCUUCGUUUCCCAGCGGGCCCACUCGCUUUUACCGGUGGACGAUGCAAUCAACGGGCUAAGCGAGGAGCAGAGGCAGCUUCGUCAGACCAUGGCUAAGUUCCUUCAGGAGCACCUGGCCCCCAAGGCCCAGGAGAUUGAUCGCAGCAAUGAGUUCAAGAACCUGCGAGAGUUUUGGAAGCAGCUGGGGAACCUGGGCGUAUUGGGCAUCACAGCCCCUGUUCAGUAUGGCGGCUCUGGCCUGGGCUACCUGGAGCAUGUGCUGGUGAUGGAGGAGAUAUCCCGAGCUUCUGGAGCAGUGGGGCUCAGUUAUGGUGCCCACUCCAACCUUUGCGUCAACCAGCUUGUGCGCAAUGGGAAUGAGGCCCAGAAAGAGAAGUAUCUCCCAAAGCUGACCAGUGGUGAGUACAUCGGAGCCCUGGCUAUGAGUGAGCCCAAUUCAGGCUCUGACGUUGUCUCUAUGAAGCUCAAAGCGGAAAAGAAAGGAGAUCACUACAUCCUGAAUGGCAACAAGUCCUGGAUCACUAAUGGCCCUGAUGCUGACGUCCUGAUUGUCUAUGCCAAGACAGAUCUGGCUGCUACGCCGGCUUCUCGGGGCAUCACGGCCUUCAUUGUAGAGAAGGGUAUGCCUGGCUUUAGUGCCUCUAAGAAGCUGGACAAGCUGGGGAUGAGGGGCUCUGACACCUGUGAGCUAAUCUUUGAAGACUGUAAGGUUCCUGCUGCCAACAUCCUGGGCCAUGAGAAUAAGGGUGUCUACGUGCUGAUGAGUGGGCUGGACCUGGAGCGGCUGGUGCUGUCCGGGGGGCCUCUUGGGCUCAUGCAAGCGGUCCUGGACCACACCAUUCCCUACCUGCACGUGAGGGAAGCCUUUGGCCAGAAGAUUGGCCACUUCCAGUUGAUGCAGGGGAAGAUGGCUGACAUGUACACCCGCCUCAUGGCAUGUCGGCAGUACGUCUACAAUGUUGCCAAGGCCUGCGAUGAGGGCCACUGCACUGCCAAGGACUGUGCAGGUGUGAUUCUUUACUCAGCUGAGUGCGCCACGCAGGUAGCCCUGGAUGGCAUUCAGUGUUUUGACGCUAGGAAAUGGGGAAAGGGAGAUGUCUCAGAGGUGGACCAGCCUUGUUUCCAUGCUGUGCGGUGGUUAGGAGCACAGACUCGAGCCGAGCAGCUGAGGUGGCAAUGGCUACAUCAAUGAUUUUCCCAUGGGCCGCUUUCUUCGAGAUGCCAAGCUGUAUGAGAUAGGGGCUGGGACCAGCGAGGUGAGGCGGAUGGUCAUCGGCAGAGCCUUCAACGCAGACUUUCACUAGUCCUGAGACCCUUCGCCCCCUUUUCCUGUACCUAGUAGCCUUUCUUGGCAAGUAGAGAUGUGGUGGCUCUCCCACCCUGCCCGCAGCAGGCCCUCCUGCCCAGCUGGUCUUGUUAGCCCUCUGGCCUCUGGAUGAGGUUGAGUUCUCCACAACAGCUCCCAAGCAUCAUGGGCCUCACAGCCGGGCCAGUGCCAGGACUAGUGUUCUGUGACUUAAAAUGGACUCAGCAGGAAGCAUAUUGUCUGGGGAUUGUUGGGACAGGUUUUGGUGACUCUGUGUCCUUGCUCUCUAACUUCUGAGCCCACUUCCCAGGGUAGGCACCUGGGGGCAUGCAGAUACCCGCCUCUUUCUCUUGGGUGAGCCUCUGGCAGGACGAUCUCUCUGCUCAAGCACAGCAGAAUCAUGGCCCCUCCAUGAAUUGGAACUUGGUGCAGGUUAAGUAUCCCUAAUCCUAAAAUCUGAAACACUUCUGGUUCCAAGCAUUUUGAUUAAGGCAUAUUCAACUUGCAGUCUCUUUUCUGGGGGAAAAAAAUAAUUAAAAACCUAGCCUAGCCAGGC